AUGCAUCAACAACCCCGUGGCCUGGCUCGGGUGUCAUCACCAGCUGGGACUCCUCAGCCAGGUGUACCGUCCCGAUCUAAUAGCACGCGAGAAGCUGCUCUGGGCUCCCGGCCCCGAGCCGGCUCUAAUGUCGCCGGUAGAGAUGCCCCGAAUUCACCAAACAUCGAGAUCCCAUCGACACCGACACCAGCACCUCCCGCAGAGUCAGUCAAAAAGCUUGACCAAAUAAUACAGAAUUUCUAUGCAAAGACAGCCGUGCUUGUCCUCGACUCUCGCAUCAAGACCAAGCCUGCGCGCGGGGCCAACGGUGCCCGGAAACCCAAUAAAUGGUUCCAAAUCGAGACCGAUGAGAUCGAUGAUUUUAGGGAUGAACUCAAGCUCUGGAAGAAUUGUGGUAGCCUCGAUAAUCGCCCACCCCCAAUGAUUAUCGAGGUCUACCUGGAUACCUCGCGACUAAAAGAUAGCCAGAGUCUUGUUAUCGUUGAUGAGAGCGGCAAAAGAUGGGACGUGAUGGAACAGUUGAACUCAUCGAAUUCCUCUACCGAUAGCUCAUCGGGUGCAUCGCGAAGAAACUACGAAGUCGUUAUUGAGAGGUGGCGGGUUGAUCUCAAGUACUCGGGCGCAACACCUAUCGACUUUGGCCCGAUCCUACCAACCAUCUACAAGAAAGCCAUCGUUUUCUUUCGGUCUUUGUUUACUGCAACCCGCCUCCUCCCAGCAUGGAAGUUUGCUAGCCAAGGACCUGCUAAGAACUCUCACCCGGCGCUCAUUCCACAAUGCCGGAUACGUUCAUCCCAGUCUGAUCGCUCACGCUACGAUCAGCUGCGUCUUCCCAUUGAUGGCAGUCCUGAACCCGUGACGGAAUAUGUGUUUGGAGAUCUGGAGGUCCCUGUCGGGCGAUUGAGCACAGUUGUCACGUAUCGCAAUGAUUGCAACUUCAGGGUGGAUGACUCCGAGGCUCUUUUAAGCUCUCGUUUUAUGGGCGUCGACGAAAACUUCUUCAGACCUUCCCUACCGCAGCAGGAUGACAAUCAGCGGGGGCCCAUAGCUGAGGUAGGAUCACUGCGAGAUCAUCGCUCGCGCCCAAACUUGAGUGAUAUGCAACAACCUUAUGGAAGUCUAUCAACGUUUCACGGAAACGUCCCAGUGGGGACCAGCCCGAUCUCGGCUCUGAGAUCGGUGCGGGCACCAGGUUCUGAUACAAGUUCGCCCCCAGAGUCACUACCAACACAGAACGAUGGAGGUGGUCCAAGCUCGAUGCCGGUCCGCCAGAGUACGAUACGGCCAUCAUUGCGAGAGGCUUCAAGCAGACGACCCUCGGUGUCUUUUCAGCCCUUCAAGGCGGGCUCAUUGUCGGGCUCGCCUAUACCUAAGCAUAUCGACACUGAGCCAGCUUCCCCUCAGUCGUUGACACGACCAGGUAUUCCUUCGCUCAGGCAGGCAGGAAACCGGACAUCCCUUACUGCUGGCAUGCCAGCUUCAUUACGUGGUGGCCCUCCUCCAACAUCUGUAGAUCCCGGCACUGCUAGUUCCCCACGACCUGCAUCAACUAGUCGCUACAGCAGCAGCUUUGGUCAUCGUCGUGGUCGCCUUUCAUUUGGAGGAGCUAGCCGCGCCGGAGAUGAUGAGCAGGGCAGUAGCGGAAAGCAGAGUCUGUCAUCCUCGGUUGCGCAGCCCGGGUCUGGUCUUCUUGCUGAGGUGGCGGGGACCAGUUCAGACUCGCUCCAAGAGGACGAGGAGCAACUCCGCCUCUUCAUUCGUGCUAUGGAAGAUAAGAAAAACAUUGUGAGCUUUGAGUCGACGAAGAAAGGCGAGUCCGCUACGAACAGAACUGUUGCGCAACUAUCAAAAUUCCACCAGAUGAAGGACUCGAAUAAUGCUCUUACUGAGUCAAUGACAUCUUCUGUACAGAUGCAAAGGUCAUCAAGCUCAUCUAGUCGACAACUGACGAGUGUGCCUGGAAUGACUGCACCAGCGUCAGUAUCUGCUUCGUCGUCUCCUGGCAAGCCGCUCUCGCCUCAUACACCCCACACGCCAGCAAUUCCAUCAAGACUCAGCGAGAACUCGAUUAUUGACUAUACUGGACAAGGACGGAUCACUUCACGUCAAGGGCGAGCCUUUGAUAACGCACCGCCGGGUACCAUUAGGGAAGGUACAGUGACGCAGGAUGGCACGACAGCUAUUGACAUCCCUCUAUCGCCACGACUGGCAACAUAUCAGCGACGGGCGAGCUCUGUAGCAUUACAUAAUCGAUCGAUGGUGGAUGAUGAUGAUGCGGAUCUCACUUUCGCGCACCGAAGUAUCAGUUUAGGUGCUGAUGAUAGAGAGCCUCCUACGUUAAGUACUCUGUUGGGUAGGCAGAUGCAGCUCGAGGAAGAGUCCACGCAAGGGGAAUCGGAUCGCCUUCAGCCUGCUGCUGAAAUCGAGAGCUCCGACACACCUGGGAUGCUUCAGCGAGGACUUUCGGAGGAGAACCCUCCUGAGGGGCUGAUUCCAGCAGCAGCAUCUAGUUCACCAUUCGGCCGACGGCGUUAUAUGGGCAUGGCUUCACACAGACAGACCCCGCCACAGUCAUCGCGUGGGAGCUUUACUGGUUCUGUCAACAGGCAAGUUCGGGGCGACGAUGACUCAGUCAAUGAGGAACCCUUGGUUUUUGACUUUUCGGAAAUGGAUCCUCAAGGUCGACGAAGCAUCGAAGAGGCGCAUAGCAGCGCGCAUGGGGCACCGGGCUCUGGAUCGGAGAAGGGAAGAUAUGAAAGCCGCGGUGCUUCCAGGCGAGGAUGGUAA
Fusarium sp. VM40 is the source of this 2787-nucleotide messenger RNA. The record is from the annotation of a GenBank genome assembly. Lineage: Eukaryota; Fungi; Ascomycota; Sordariomycetes; Hypocreales; Nectriaceae.